Messenger RNA from Salvelinus namaycush (lake trout), 2637 nucleotides. RefSeq names its product mucin-1-like. The record is from RefSeq and is a predicted model, not a curated record. The transcript is spliced from 2 exons. NCBI's taxonomy places the organism in Eukaryota, Metazoa, Chordata, Actinopteri, Salmoniformes, Salmonidae. Bases 174 to 1700 code for a protein of 508 amino acids.
GGUCUGCUAAGACCCAUCAGGACGCACCACUGCCCCAGGGAGCCAAUAAGGAAGGACCACUGCCCCAGGGAGCCAAUAAGGAAGGACCACUGCCCCAGGGAGCCAAUAAGGAAGGACCACUGCCCCAGGGAGCCAAUAAGGAAGGACCACUGCCCCAGGGAGCCAAUAAGGAGAUGGCAGCGGUACCAAGAUCCAAUCAGGAGGCAUCAGCCAUCCCACCACCAAAGAAAGGAGCCUGCCUAUCCAACUCUGACACUGUACUCACACCAGCUAUACGUCCAUCUGCCGAUCCCCUGAACCUUAGUGACCUCCUAGCUCGGCCCGUGAAAGGUCGCUGUCAUGACACUCACAACCUCUCCACUUCGACUCUGAAUUUCGCGGCGGGUUCCGCAAGGCCCUCGGCGACUGUUGCCGAGGCGGGGAGCAGCAGCAGCCUGGCCCAGUUGAUGUCUGAGCAUGAUCAGAAGAGUCAGAGGGCGGGACUCCCCUCGCUGUCCUCAUCUCCACUGGCUGCUCUUUCUGGCCUCUCAUUGGGCACUCUAGCGUUGUUAAACUCCAGCUCCGCCCCCAUGGCUACGAGUCCCCCCGGCCACCUUGCCUCCUCUUUGGGUAGCUUGUCCUUAGGCAACCCCAAACUGACAGCUCCUGGCGCCAAUAUGGCCUCUCCCUCCUUCGGCAGCCUGAGCUCCGUCCUCCAGAGCAGCCGACCAAUAGAGAUAGGGUCUGGGGGAGGGGCUAAGGGAGCGGAUCCAAAAGGAAGCCCGUCAUUGGCUGAGCUGAUCCAGGAACAUUCCAACAGCAGCCCCACCCUCUACAGAACACUCCCCGGUCUCCACGGGAACAGCUCAAUCCCCAUUGCCCACGGCAACACAACUCAGACCCCCGCCGGACCAGCGCCAGCUCUCACACGCUCCCUGUCCCAGCUCCAACAAUCCCCAGGACCUCUGAACACACACUGUUUCCCCCAGACCCAGAUCACGACAACACCAGAACCUCACGUCCUCUCUCUGUCUCUGUUGGCCUCUCGCCGUCAGCCAGUAAGCACGGUGCCAGCAGCGGACCCAGACGGACAGCAAGCAGAGGUAGAACCACCUCCAGUCCGACUGGGGAAGCUCUCUCAACUAGCCUCUCAGCACCACACCGACACCCCACCAUCACUCUCCCUCGCCGCACUCCUGUCACCGGGGAAACCACAGCCAAGAAGUAUCCAAGAGGGUGGAGUCAGAGACAAACCCCACCCCCUUUUGUCACACACUCCCCUGAGUCUCCACCCACCACGGGGUGAUCAGAGUAUUGAUCUAAGCGUGCUCAUGGCCCAGUCGUCACACGGUGGAGCGUUGUUCGUGCGUCGCCACGACAAAGGCCUCUCCUCGCCGUCCGCGGUCGCCGUGCGGUCAGACCACCACCGCCAACGUUCCUCUGUGUUCGCUCGACCGUCCGUCUUCGCCCUGACCCUGUCGGUGCGUGCGCCCAGCCGGGGGAAGAGGAGGAGGAGGAUGAUGAUGAUGAAGGCUGUGGGAGAUCUGAGGUUAGAGGUCAGAGGAGGGGGUCACCCGGCGUUUCUGUACGGAACACAGACCCAGCUGGUCAAAGCUAAAGAACAGAUGCCCCUCUUACCCAUAACCCCUUUCACCUUCGACACGCCCUCCCCCGACGACGUCGUACGAGCCAAUCAGAAGAAGGCCUUCACCCGCGAGUAAAGGUCACUAAGGAAGUGGACUGUCUGUCGCUAGGCCGACGCCUCAAAUGGCGCCCUAUUUAGUGCAUUACUUUAGUCUCUGUUUAAAAGUAGUGCACUGUACAGGGAAUAGGGUGCCAUUUGACACGUAACCAAGGUGCAUGGAUUGAAGAACAGCAUCAGGGCGGUUGGAGGUUUUAUAAAAGAAAGUUUUUUGUUUUUUUUAAACGGCUGUUUUAAAGUAAUCUGAGAGUUGUAUGAAUACAUUUAAAAGCAUUUUUUUUUCUACUGUAGGCUAGGUAAGAUUUUGCUCCCAUUUUAUUUGGAGAGUCCAGAUAGCAUGACCAUCUACAGAUGGACUAUCCACACAACUCUUUGUUGAUAAGCAAAAUGAUUAGAAUAAGGGUUAGGAUUAGAAUAAGGAUUAGGAUUAGAAUAAGGGUUAGGAUUAGAAUAAGGAUUAGGAUUAGAAUAAGGGUUAGGAUUAGAAUUAGGGUUAGAAUAAGGGUUAGGAUUAGAAUUAGGGUUAGAAUAAGGGUUAGGAUUAGAAUUAGGGUUAGAAUAAGGGUUAGGAUUAAGAUUAGUAGAUAGUUGACAUGCUACUGAUCUGUGUCUAGUCUACAGACUAUCCAAAUGAAGUGUUACCAAGAGGUUCUGUACAUAUUAUACUUUUGAUUCGUCUGUUUUUUUGGCUGAUAACAUUUUAUUGGAUUUUGUAUGUUUCUGUAAUCUUUUUUUUAAGGUGAAUCUCUUCUUUUCUUUUUUUGUUGCAGUGGCUCUUUUCUAGAAAGAUGAGAAGUCCCUUCAUUUUUAGAAAGAAAGACAGGGGGUUGUAUAUCUGCAGGUGUGCAGCUGCUAUUGGAAAUAUGCACCAGUUAACCAUUGUUCUGGCUCACCACCUGUGUGUGUGUGUGUGUGUGUGUGUGUGUGUGUGUGUGUGUGUGUGUGUGUGUGUGUGU